Chlorella variabilis is the source of this 1203-nucleotide messenger RNA. RefSeq lists its product as hypothetical. The transcript has a single exon. The record is from RefSeq and is a predicted model, not a curated record. Gene Ontology annotation, molecular function: protein binding. The coding region runs from base 1 to 1203 and encodes 400 amino acids. NCBI's taxonomy places the organism in Eukaryota, Viridiplantae, Chlorophyta, Trebouxiophyceae, Chlorellales, Chlorellaceae.
AUGUUCAUGAACCGAGACCGCUCAGCCGCCGCAGCAGCAGCACCGGGACCAGGACCAGCUGUUGCCCCAGCAGCCGUAGCAAGAGCAGCAGUGGCUUCAGGUGCAGCAGCAACUAGCUCCCAAACCUGCAAGCGAGCAGCAGCUGCAGCUCCAGACGCGCAGCCUGUUGCCAAGGCAGCAAGGAAGCAGCCGCAGGCCGAGCAGGCACCGCCGCAGCAUGAGGAGGCGCAGCAGCAGCAGCCGCAGCCACCCCAGUCGAACCGCGAUGCAGCCACAAAGAGCCUCAUCGCGGCGGCCCGGCUUGGCGGCGGCAGGCACAAGUGCCUGGCGGCGCUGCACGCCGCGCUGGCGGAGCUGGGGGAGGCGGGGGCAGCUGGGAGCAGCAGCCAGGCGGAUCCGCAGUCCGCUCUGGACGAGGCCCUCAUAGCGGCAACCCAGAACAGCGAUCCAGGGGCCUGCCUGGCUGCGGUCAAAGAGCUGUUAGAUGCGGGUGCAGUCCCAAACCAGUUGGCCCCGCAAGGCAGCAGCGGCAGCAGCGCGCUCCCCGAUGGCCCGGCGCUGCACGCAUUCCUCACCAAGCCUUCCCGCACGGCAGGCUGGACAGCAGACCAGCACACAGCCGUGCUGGCAGCCCUGCUCGCUGCUGGUGCGUGCGCAGUCUCAAGCGACCCGCGGCUCAAGGUGCCUCUGCACCUUGCUGCCAUGCUUCCCAACGCGGCAGCCGCAGAGGCAGCCGUGGCGGCGCUGGUGGCGGCAGGCGCAGACGUGGAUGCCGCUCAGCCAGCAACCGGGCUCACGCCGCUGCACCACGCCGCCUUCAACACCAGCGCCGACGCAGCGAGGGCGGCUGUGUCGGCGCUGCUGAAGGCGGGCGCAGACCCGCUGGUGGCUGAUGCCAGCGGCCGCCUCCCCGCCACGUAUGCAGCCAGCUGCGCCUUGACGCCCAGGGUCGGCGCUCCGGUUGUGGAGGUGCUGACAAACGCGGUGGCGGCGCGCUGGCAGCAGGCGCGGCAGCAGCUGACGCAGCUCAAGGAGCAGCACGAGGCGCUGCAGGCGUGCACGGUGUGCAUGGCGGCGCCCCGCACCACCGCGCUGCUGCCCUGCGGCCACUUUGCGCCGUGCGCGGGCUGCGCAACAGCCUGCAAGCAGUGCCCCGUGUGCCGGGCAAAGCCCCGCUGCCGGCAGACCAUCCACCUGUCCUGA